AUGUCGAAGAAACCGCGGUUAUCCCGCAUCUUCUCCACCACUUUAUUUACUGUUUUAGCUUUUGUCCUUUUCGUUCUGACGCUCCUAACCCCAGGGGAUAUAAUCUACCAAUCCUUCAAUUCUCGCCGGCUGGGCAACAUAUUCAUUGUCAGUGGUGUUUAUAUUAUAACACUGCUUCUGGCUAUGCUGGUUUAUGCCAGCCGUAUUUUUUCAAACCGGAGUGUUCUUUCUGGUAUCCCCAAGCCUUGGGUCCCAGUGGAAAAACCUGAUGUCCCCAAGAGUGUACGAAGACUCGUUGUUGAAGGCCUAACCAGGAGUGCCAUAAUUGCUCAGCAAUCACGGCCAAGAGACAGGACUGGAGAAGACAACAGCGGGUUGAAACCCAGCUUGACCAUUCCUGCUACAGGAACGCCGCCCUGGGGACAUAUCUCACACCCUGGCUGGACCGCCCCUGACUGUCCAGAUAUGCCUAGCCAAGAAUUCGAGCCCGUGAUAAGGGAGCUUCCCCAUCUUAUAGAGGCAAAAGCAGUAUCUCUUGCUCCUCUGGAUCCUCGUCACCUCAUCGCUGGCGACCACAACACUGAUCAAUCCGGCGAAUAUCAAUCAAUUCCGGAUUCCCGGAUAGUCGAAAUACUCAGGCGACCACGUAACAUGUGCCUACGUGACUAUAUCAGUCAUCUAACGAAUCUCAAUCUCGUAAACCCUCCAGAGCUGGGCCGCUCAUUUACCCGUCUCUACGAGCGCGGCAGGUUCGCCAACAUGCCCUUGAGAGAGCCGGAAUUCAGGUCCCUUACUACCAUGUUUGCAGAGCUCCUGCGAGGCAUGACGGCCCUCGAUCGGGAUAUCGUUGCAGAAAUCCAAUCAGAGAACUCUGUCGACGGCACGGAACCAGCCAGUUCAGUCUCAAGCCAUAUAAACCCCCUAAACACCAUGUCCGCAAGCUCCAGCGUGUUCUUGGCGUCCUCCAGUCGAUCCGGCUCCAAUAUCCAAAACGGCCAGCGCAGACACUUCCGCCCCUCCAGCACACCCAAGAGUGGAUCCUUUAAUCUCGAUAGGUCUAGUGAUCACCAAAGCUUGCGUUCUCGCAGCAGUGGAACGCCGUCUCUGCAAAAUUUGCGUCCCAAAACCUCCAGCUCCAAUUUUUCGGCUUCUAGUGACGGUGAGAGUGUUAUUCAGCGCACGCAGUCGCAGAUAUCUCAAUUGAAUGCUACUGAUGUGAACACACCUGAGGAAUUUGCAGGAGCUGAAUGGCGGUGA
Messenger RNA from Paracoccidioides brasiliensis Pb18, 1257 nucleotides. RefSeq lists its product as uncharacterized. The record is from RefSeq and is a predicted model, not a curated record. Bases 1 to 1257 code for a protein of 418 amino acids. The transcript has a single exon.